AUGGUGGAAGGAGGAAGAAGGUACCUUAUUGUGAUCGAUGAUGUAUGGACCGUAGGUGCAUGGGAAUUAAUUCAAUCCCGAUUGCCAAAAAACAAGUGUGGCAGAAGAAUAAUUGUGACCACUCGGAUAGAAACUGUGGCCAGAGCAUGCAGUCGUGCCAGUGUUUAUCGUAAUUACAUUUAUCACAUCAAGCCCCUCAAAUCAUCAGAUGCAAAGAUGCUGUUUCUUAGUAGAGCAUUUGGAUUCAUGACUGACUCUUGCCCAAAGAAUCUUGAGGAGGCAAUGGAGAAAAUCUUGAAGAAAUGUGGUGGGCUUCCAUUGGCGAUUGUUAGCAUUGCGAGCCUCCUCGCCAACUAUAAUGCAGCUGACGUUUGGUGGACAGUUUGCAACUCAAUUGGUGCUGCAAUGGAGAACAACCCUACACUCGAAGGGAUGAGACAGAUACUCACACUCAGCUACAACCAUCUACCACAUUACCUCAAAGAUUGCAUGAUGUAUGUUGCCAUUUUUCCAGAGGACUAUGUUUUCUUGAAGACUCGGCUCUUGCAGAGAUGGAUCGCUGAAGGACUGAUUAUCGCGAGGCGGGGGCAAACCACAAUGGAGGUUGCAGAAGACUACUUCAACGAGUUGGUGAGUAGAAACAUGAUUGAUCUAGCUGCUUCUAUAAUCGACGUCCACGGCGAGAUGAAGACAUGUCGGGUGCACGACAUGAUGCUUGAGGUUGCUGUGUCCAAAUGCUUGGAGGCAAACUUUGUUAGCCUGGUAGGGGGACAGAAUGAAGGGAUGUCGUAUGAUAAAAUUCGUCGUCUCUCUGUUCAUGGCGGAGUACGUGGGACCACUAAGGUCCGUGACUCUACGUCCAAGGGAAGAGUACUGGGGCGUGAUAGGAGGAAUGUUAUCGAUGAAAUGAAGCUGCAGCAUGUCCGUUCACUGAGUAUGUUUGAGAUCCAAGGGCACAAGUUGCUUGAUCGGUUGGGCGAGUUCACUCUGCUGAGGGUACUUGACAUGGAAGAUUGCAAGGGCCUAGCCAACGAGCAUGUGAAGUAUAUUUGCCAGAUGUACCUUCUCAAGUUCUUGAGCUUGAGGGGUACGUAUAUCAGCUUGAUGCCUGACGAAGUCGGCAAUCUAGAACAUUUGCUGACACUUGAUUUAGAGGAGACGUGCCUUGAUGGUCUACCUGAAACUGUCAGAAAGCUAGAUAAACUUGAGUGCCUCAAGUUCGGGAAAAAGGGCGAGUGGUCCGUCAUGUGGAAAGCACCAAGAGGAGUCUCCAACAUGAAGGCACUGCGUGAGGUGACUAGAAUACUACUCGGUGAUGUUAAGAUUGCUGAAGAGCUUGGUGAACUAGAACAGCUUGAAGCUAUCAUUGUAUAUGUUGACAACAAUGCUCAGCGAGAGGACGUUCGUCAACAGCUUGCCCUCUCCCUGUCCAGGAUGUACUCUCUGCGGUCGCUCAACCUGGGAGAAAUGGAGAGCGACGGUAUGACAAUGGAUUAUCUUAUUGGUCUUCCGCCUCCACACCUCCUUCGAUUCCUUAGGUUCGCUGGGGGAUUGAGUAAAUUACCAGAAUGGGUCGGGUCACUGACAUAUCUUGUUCAGUUUACUCUUUCGUGGGCGCGGUUUAAGGAUAGCCAACUAUGGGAUGUCUUGUGUGAGCUGCCUAGCCUCGAGCUCAUCAUAUUCCAACAUGAAUUCUAUGUUGGCACUGAACUGGUGGUGUCCACGAAGCACAAAUUUCCUGCACUGAAGAACAUGAUGGUGCAGUCCAAUAGACAGUAUCCCGAAGUAUUUGAGUUCGAGGAACGAUCCAUGACACAGCUAGAGAACCUUACAAUGAAUUUCGAUAAAUGGGAAUCCAAAAGGAUAGUCGGCGUCAAGCACCUGAAGAACCUUAAAGAGGUGAAUCUCACUGGUAACAGAUACAACCCUGCACUGGGCCGUGCUCUCAAGGAGUUAGAGAAAGAGAGUAAUAGUCGCUCCAAGCCUACCCGGUUCACAGUUACAGUAACAUACGAUUGA
Molecule: messenger RNA, 2019 nt
Organism: Triticum aestivum (bread wheat)
Lineage: Eukaryota; Viridiplantae; Streptophyta; Magnoliopsida; Poales; Poaceae
Product: disease resistance protein Pik-2-like
Exons: 2
Coding region: 1-2019 (672 amino acids)
Biological process (GO): defense response to other organism
Molecular function (GO): ADP binding
Source: RefSeq, a predicted model, not a curated record